This is a messenger RNA of Trichobilharzia szidati, 1883 nucleotides long. Lineage: Eukaryota; Metazoa; Platyhelminthes; Trematoda; Strigeidida; Schistosomatidae. The record is from the annotation of a GenBank genome assembly.
GAUACAUUUACGAGGUCACCAUGAAUGGAACUCCUCACAGGAUACACUAGUAACAUUUCCUUCGGUGAACACUUUCAAAGAGAAACUGGAUCUCCGAAGAUAUAUAUAUUGCAACAAGAGCCUUAUAUUCCUAUAAUAUGAAUAUGAAUCUGAAUCUAUUGGAUAAUGGAUAUUAAGCGCUGACUUUGAGCUUUACGCAACAUCCAAAAUGAAGUGUAAACAUUGUGGAAGCUCUAAUUUAGAAGAAGACCGUGCCCGUGCUGACCUAAUAUGUUUAGAUUGUGGGAUGGUUAUGGGCGAAAAUGUCAUUUCUUCAGAGGUAGAGUUCGUUGAAACAAAUACUGGUCAAUGUACUGCUGUUGGUCGUUUUGUCUCAGAUGGGAGCCAAGCUCUUAACUUCAAAGAGUCACGUCAGUUAACCGAAAAUAAAGCUCGUCGAAGGAUUGAUACCAUUUGUGGCCAGUUGCGUCUUGGCAAUGAUAUAACAGUCUCUGCCUUUCGUUAUUAUCAAAGUGCACUUUUUCGUGGACUUACAAGGGGUCGCAAUGCUUUUACAGUAGCUGCGGGCUGUAUAUAUUUAGCAGCCCGCCAGUUGCGCGUCAAUUUGAUGUUAUUAGACCUCAGUGAUGCAGUUGGAAUCAAUGUUUAUGUUCUUGGUCGUGUCUACGCUGAUCUAAAAAAGCGACUUAAUUUAGCCAUACCAGAAAUGGAUCCUUGUAUCUAUAUUGAUCGCUUCGCAAGUCAGUUGGAGUUCGGUGACAAAGUGUCCACAGUCGCUACAACCGCCAUGCGUCUGUUACAAAGGAUGAAGAAAGACUGGAUCGCUACUGGUCGUAGGCCUAGUGGAUUGGCUGCUGCUGCACUACUUGUUGCUGCUCGAAUUCAUGAAUUCAAUAGGACAGAGGAGGACGUAGCUCGAAUUGCUCGGAUUAGUCAGAGUACUGCACGCAAACGUUUAGAAGAAUUCAGUCGUACUCCAUCAUCCGCUCUUAGUAUUGAAGCAUUUUUCUCAGUUGAUUAUGAUGAGGAGCAAGAUCCUCCAGCAUUUGUUGCUUCAAUGAAGCAGGAGGAUGAAAAGUUGAAAAGUAUGUCAGAGGGUGCAAUGGCUCGUAUAACUAUGGAGAUAACUGAAUUAGAACGUCGUAUAGAUACUGAACUACAAAAGUUGUCUGGGAAAUACACAGCUCGUACAAUUUCUACACAACUUUCUAAAAUAGAUGUUGGAUGUUCCAAAGGCAUACAACAUUUAUUAGCUGAAAACUCAGAUUGUUUGAAAACAUCGGGUCUCUUAAGUGAUCUAAAAGACGUAUCAAGUGAAACUGCUGAAUCUGGUAACGAUGAUGCUAUAACUAACAAAAGUAAUACCUCUAGUCAAAAUGAAAGUGGUGAAGUUCGCGGGAUACUACGUGAUGUAUUGGAUGGCUUAGUUGAGCCAGAGUUAUUGGACAGUUGCGUUGAGGAUUUGCACAUUCUAACUCAGCAUUCUGGUACCAAAAUGUGUCAACUGUUGUCUGAAGCAGAAGAGACAAGAAAUCAGGCUGAUAUUGGUUCAGAUCAGAAAUUACCAGAACAAGAUGUGGACUCCAAGCCGUCUGAUGCUGAAGAUACUAGACCCAGUGAACCUCCUGUAAAAGAUAAAAAUUGCCUGAAGUUACCUGUUUUUAUCCCAUCAAGUGUUGUUCCAAAGCAAGAAACUAAAAGGGUAGUGGAAUUUUCCACAUAUCUAGGACAGGUGUUGAAUCAUUCCUAUUGCAUGUGUUUGCAGUUGAUUCAAUAAACAAAGCUUCCGUUAUCAAACUCUCGCUCCAUCCUGUUACAUUGGAUUUUAAAACUGUCAUCUUAUCCCAUCCUAUUGCAUGGUUGUGUGUAAUUGCAUGUAUUGC